This is a messenger RNA of Uranotaenia lowii, 3066 nucleotides long. RefSeq names its product protein Wnt-5-like. The transcript has 6 exons. Gene Ontology annotation, molecular function: cytokine activity; frizzled binding. The record is from RefSeq and is a predicted model, not a curated record. Gene Ontology annotation, biological process: multicellular organism development; cell fate commitment; neuron differentiation. Bases 8 to 1066 code for a protein of 352 amino acids. Gene Ontology annotation, cellular component: extracellular region. Lineage: Eukaryota; Metazoa; Arthropoda; Insecta; Diptera; Culicidae.
GCCAGAGAUGGCUUUCGUACAUUCACUAGCAGCGGCGGCCGCUGCCAGUUUCAUCGCCCGGGCAUGCCGUGACGGACAGCUGGCAUCAUGUGGAUGCUCCAGAAGCCCUCGGCCAGCACAGCUUCACGAAGACUGGACUUGGGGAGGAUGUGGAGAUGACAUGGAAUUCGGAUACAAGUUCUCCCAAACUUUCAUAGAUAUCAAGGAGAAAGAGAAAAAGCGUGGCACCCGAGGGCUGGUAUCAAUCCCCGCUAAAUAUCCGAAAAUUGUGGAACGAUUGCUCGAAACACUGAACGAUACAAGCGAAAACGUACUAAAUGGAACUGAUACCUUAUUUCGACCGGAAGAUUUGCAGAAACUGCAGGAUAGAAUAGCCAAGGAGAUAUCAAGUUCAAAUUUGGAUCCGAAAGAAAUGAAUGAACUUCAGGACAGAAUAAAUAAAGAAAUAACGAAUUCGGAAGUAUUCAAUUUGAAACAUUUCAACAUUUAUGACCGACUUAAGAAAAUGUUUCGAAAGCCUGAAAAAACGUUGAAUGGUGUCAAGUUUAGUGUUUCGGCUAAAGCGCGUGCUCUUAUGAACUUGCAUAACAAUGAAGCAGGUAGAAGAGCUGUUAUAAAGAAGUCACGUAUCAUCUGUAAGUGUCAUGGGGUUUCGGGUUCAUGCAGCUUGAUCACAUGCUGGCAACAAUUAACAUCGAUUCGAGAAAUUGGUGAUUUCCUGCGAGAGAAGUACGAUGAAGCAACACAAGUGAAAAUUAACAAACGAGGUAGACUUCAAGUCAAAGAUCCACGAUACAAAAUUCCGACCCCCCUCGAUUUGGUUUAUCUGGAUGAAAGUCCCGACUGGUGUCGGAACAACAGACAACUUAAGUGGCCAGGAACCCACGGGCGAGUUUGUAACAAAACUUCAUCGGGUCUAGAUGGUUGUGCGAUCCUUUGCUGUGGCCGGGGAUACAAUACGAAGAAAAUCGUAGUCAAAGAACGGUGCAACUGCAAAUUCCAGUGGUGCUGUCAGGUCAAGUGUGAUACAUGUACGCGGCAUAUAGAGGAGUACACGUGUAAAUAAUUGAAGCUAUUAUCAUCUAAGGACACAAACGAAUUCUAAUAUAAAUGCAAUUAUUGCUAGUUGUUUAGUUGUUGGGUCAUUUUAAUUAGAAAAGAACAACGUAGAAAUUUGCACUAAACAAUUCCAUUUCCUAUCAUCGACAUGCUCUCUAAUGUGUAAAAUUGAAUGUUCUCGAAAACGAUUUUCAAUACUCCGCGAGUAUAUAUUAUCAAUAAUUCCAUUAUCACAAAACCAGUAUCUGAAGAAUCUGUACAUGUAAAAUUAAAGGUUUUUUUUUCAUGCAAGCGCUCCCUGAAUUGGAUUACAUGGGAAUCAUUGGGAAUGUAUUGCGUUAUUAAGAAAAAAGUUUAAAACACAAAUACAUCAAAAAAUUGUGACAUGAGUUAAAAAAGCAGAAAAAUCUAAUUUUUAUUGAUUUAGUCAUACAUUUGUUAUCUUUACAGCUCUUUGCGUGUUUCAAAAGAUUUUCAAUAUAAUUUAACCAGUAUACUCAAUUAAAAUUUCACCACAACGUAACAAAGCAACGUAAGCAUUGGUUCUUUUACUUUGACCGUGACCGAGGCAUGACACGCUCACACGCUCACCGUUUGAGGUUUAAAAUUAAAAGUGUCACAUUCUCCCAAAUGAAGCGAAAGACGUCACAAUAAAAACGAGAGUUUUGUAUACUUGCUAAAUCGUGUUAGGUCUCGGUAGAUUUAAACUUUGGUACUGAAUUUCAGCUUACAUAUCGACGAAAUAAAUUAUUUGAUGGCAACAGGAAUGUCCUACUUGCUUUAAAUUGAAAUUUUGGGACUUAUUCUGGACUUAUUGAGUGACGUAAUUCGCUAAAUUUUACCACGUGGUCCUGUCUGAAGUCAGCCUUUCAAACAAAAAUUUCAGUUCGUUUGUGCUUCGAGAACCCAUCAAAGGUGUUCGAAAUAGACUUUCUCGAACUGUUUAUAGGAGUCAGGAAAACGGGUUAAAUUUGGUGAAUCACGUGAAUCGCGAAUCACAGAAUAACUGCCACAUUGGUGAAUUGAGAUAUUAACAGAUUGAAAAGUUUCCAAGUCAAGACCCACCGUUCUCGUGAAAAUUAACGUGAAAAUUUUUAUUUCGCUAAUAACUCAACAACGCAACAAAACUAGGUUUUGUUACAUGUUAGAAACCAAAAAGAAUGGUAGAAAGAUGAAACUUCAACCGGUCUUAGUGUUUAAAGCCUCUUAGAACUGUCUCUUUUUCGAUUCCGAUAUAAUUUCAACGGAAAUAUCAGGGGAAUCGAAAUAAAAUCAUUUCUGUGAGGUUUUACAUAACAAGCUAGGUAAGAAAUUUCAUUUUACUACAUAUCUAAAAAUCUAGUUUUGUUCAGUUGUUGAGUUAUUGACUAAAUAAGAUUUGUUAACGUUCAAUUUUCACACGAACUGCCAAUAAUGAAAAAGUGAACAUACUGCACAAUGCUAAUCUAUCCAGAUAAAAUAUGUUCAGCUGAUCAUUUUUCGACGUUUUCUAAGUUUCGGAUUGUUUUGAGAUGACAAUUCCUAAUAUAUAAAAAUCCAGUGUAUAACAAUUAUCACAAUUGAAAUCCUAAGCGAUGUACAUAAGUUAUUUUAAUUUAUAAAUAUCAGUAUUAUUAUCAGGUUAAUAAUUUGCAAGAUUCACAAUAAAAAAAAAACAUCAAUUUUUGUAACAAAUUAUUUAUUAUAAUAGCUGUAGAUUUCAUUAGUAUAGAUAAAUAGAAAGUAAACACUGAUAUUUUGUUCAUACCGCACGACAUCGAACAAUGAAAAGUUGAUAAGUUUGUUUUUUUUUUUUUUUUUUUUUUUUUGUCAACUGCCAAAUUAGAACACGACAAUUUAUUUUAAAAAGACCAGUUCUUGUUUAUUAUUUGUUCCGAUAAUCAAACCAAGUAGGAUCUUUAUAAUCAUUAUAAAUGUGCGAUCACAUUCUCAAGAACAAAAGGCAAUGUAAAAUUUUAAUACUAAUAAAUGUAUUCUUUUGAAUUGCAAGAUAUGUGAUUAAAGAAA